UUAGGAGGGUGGAAAGGGAAAGUUCGUAUUGCCCUCGUGCCUGCGCUUUGCACCUUAUUAUUGGCGGUACUGACCAAUCGCCGGAGCUUAACGCCUUAACGCCUGCGUGGUUUUGCAGUUCAUUCUCCGUAUAGAGCAGGUACGAGGUACAUUGAAUAGUAGCCUAUUUUGUUAUUUUGUACCUAUCUAUUCCUAUUUUCAGUUAACUGCACUGCUGUGCCAGUGUACUAUACGUACUGAACGGUGGACAGUCUGACAGUGGACAGGACAGCACCUGCAUCAGGGUUCACUUUCAGAUCCAGAGUUAUCGAAUUAUUCCAUGUUUCCCAUUCCCAUUUAACCUUUCUAAUGAAUCUUUUCCAAAUACAUACAUUUCUACUACCAUUUGCAGUGAGACUGCGCUGCAUUGCUAUGAUACCCUAUUUUUAUAUCUAAUCGGGAUAUUAUUGGUUGGUUUAUUUUGCUGUUGCGACAGAGAAGGGUAUAUCGCCUUUCCCCGAAACCGUUUGACGUCACGGGCCUCCUUGUGCCUGGUUGGGUAGGGUUCUUCUCGAAUCGGUUGAGCCGGUAAACGGUUGAUUACCGACCCUUCGCGCUGCUUCCCUCCUGUGCGUCCGCCGACGAGAAGACAAGAUGGCGCAAUUGAGUCCGGAUUUACAGCAGAAAUUAAACGAAUUGGAGAGGGAGUUGCAGGAAGGCGAUAUUACGGAAAAGGGCUUUCAAAAACGACGAACCCAACUCCUCUCGCAAUAUAUCGAGCCCAGUUCUUUAACUAGCGCGACCGGAGGUCUACGAAUACAUACGGUCGAUGAUAGCCCCCCCAAUACAAGCGGUGGGCACAGGAAUGCCGCAUACACUGCUUUAAAUACCGCCAACCCCGACCCCGACGAUACAUAUUCCCCUUCCACGAUUACAUCCCCCGUAGAUUGGCGGCCCCAAUCAUCCGGUCCCUCCCAUGGCAUUGAGCAUCCAGCCGGCUUGAUGCGGCCAGGUGGCCCUUUGGCCGAAUCUCGUCCGACAUUAACCCAACGUGAUUCACUAUUCCUAAAUCCCACCGCUGGCUAUGCACAAAAUGUAGGAUCUGACCCCCCUACAAGGUCCGGGACGAUGGUGUCAGGGGACUAUGCUUUCAAGCCAGAGAAUCAAGGAGGAUAUGGGCCGCAGCCACCACAGCAACAUGCCUAUGAUAGCCGGACUGGGACUAUGCUAGAUUCUCAGGUUUAUUUCUCUGAUUUCGCUGGUCAACAGUCUUAUGAACAAGGUCCCAGCGGUGAGUAUGGAGGAGGAGCUCACAGAUACUCCUCUAGCGAUGCGUUCUCACCUACUGCUGCUAUGGCUCCGCCUAUGCUUACCGCAAACGAUCUUCCUCCCCCAGAGGCGCUAGAAUACCAGAUGCCCCUAGAACCGCGAGAAGUACCCUUUGCCAUCCACGAUCCGCACGACGAACAUACGGCUAUGUCCACAUUUGACAAUAUUGCCGCCGUGCUGAGACACAGGGGACGCACUACCGGAAAACUUCCGGCCUACUGGGUGCUUGAUAGUAAAGGCAAGGAGAUAGCGUCUAUUACCUGGGACAAGCUAGCAGCCCGAGCUGAGAAAGUAGCUCAGGUCAUUCGAGACAAGAGCUCGCUAUAUCGUGGCGAUCGCGUUGCUCUCAUUUAUAGGGAUACUGAGAUUAUUGACUUCGCGAUAGCACUAUUAGGCUGCUUCAUUGCGGGCGUUGUGGCUGUUCCUAUCAAUGACUUGCAAGACUAUGCGAAACUCAACCUCAUCUUAACUUCCACGCAGGCGCAUCUAGCACUCACUACCGACAACAAUUUGAAGUCUUUCCAACGUGAUAUUACCACGCAAAAAUUAAACUGGCCCAAAGGAGUCGAGUGGUGGAAGACUAAUGAAUUUGGAAGCUACCAUCCCAAGAAGAAGGAUGACGUGCCUCCAUUAUCCGUCCCAGACCUGGCGUAUAUCGAAUUCUCUAGGGCGCCAACGGGAGAUGUUCGGGGUGUAGUGUUAAGCCAUCGCACGAUAAUGCACCAGAUGGCUUGUCUCAGCGCUAUAGUUCAGGGCGUUCCUAGUGGACAAGGCGACACAUUCAAUCGCGCUCUUCGCGACAAGAAUGGACGUCUGAUAGGAGGAGGCGCUAGCAGCGAAAUCCUUCUGUCAUACCUCGACCCCCGCCAAGGCAUCGGAAUGAUCUUGGGCGUCCUUCUUAACGUCUAUAGUGGCCAUACAACUGUGUGGGUAGAGAAUAAAGCGGUGAACUCGCCUGGUCUUUACGCUCAUCUAAUCACUAAAUACAAGGCUACGCUAAUGAUCGCCGACUAUCCUGGUCUGAGAACCGCGGCCUUUAAUUACCAGCAAGACCCCAUGACGACACGAAAUUUCAAAAAGGGCAUGGAGCCGAAUUUCCAACAUGUUAAGCUUUGUCUUAUCGACACAUUAACGGUCGAUAGCGAGUUUCACGAGGUGCUAGCUGAUCGAUGGUUGCGCCCCUUACGAAACCCCAGAGCUAGAGAAGUCGUUGCACCCAUGCUUUGCUUGCCUGAGCAUGGUGGCAUGGUUAUUAGUGUCCGAGAUUGGCUAGGUGGCGAAGAGCGCAUGGGAUGUCCCCUGAAACUCGAUAUUGAUGCCGAAUCAGGCUCAGAAACCGGCAAGGAGGACGAAAAGGACAAAGAUAAAGACAAGGAGAAGACGACUCCUUCAAAUGGCUUCGGAAGUCUUCUCGGGGGUGGCACGACCACGACAAAAGAGCAGGAUGCUAAGGUCGAACUCGGUGAAGUCUUGCUAGACCGAGAGGCGCUGAAGAUAAAUGAAGUGGUUGUAGUUGCUAUCGGCGACGAAGCUCGAAAGAGAGCGAGCACCGAGCAGGGAACUGUUCGAGUCGGUGCUUUUGGAUACCCUAUUCCUGAUGCCACACUCGCUAUUGUUGACCCCGAAACGGGACUGCUUUCAACACCCCAUUCGAUAGGAGAGAUAUGGGUCGAUUCGCCGUCUCUAUCCGGAGGUUUCUGGGCGCUGCCCAAGCACACAGAGCAAAUAUUCCAUGCCAGACCCUACAAAUUCGACCCAGGAGACCCAACACCCACACCUGUCGAACCAGAGUUUCUCAGGACUGGUCUUCUCGGGACGAUUAUUGAAGGCAAAAUAUUUGUGCUCGGGUUGUACGAAGAUCGGAUACGACAGAAAGUUGAGUGGGUCGAACAUGGCCACGAAAUCGCAGAGCACCGAUAUUUCUUUGUGCAACAUAUUGUUGUCAGCAUUCUGCGGAACCUGAAUAAGCAGGUAUUUGACUGUUCCGCAUUUGAUGUCUUCGUCAACGAUGAGCAUUUGCCGAUAGUGGUGUUGGAAUCAUCGGCAGCUUCAACAGCUCCAGCAACGUCAGGUGGUCCGCCUAGGCAGCUAGACACCGCGUUGUUAGAUACGCUCUCCGAACGGUGUAUGGAUGUCCUCAUGCAAGAGCAUCAUCUCAGAGUAUACUGCGUUAUGAUUACAGCGCCAAAUUCCUUACCGCGUGUGACCAAGAACGGUCGACGAGAAAUAGGGAACAUGUUGUGCCGUAGAGAAUUCGACCUUGGUAACUUGCCUUGUGUCCAUGUUAAAUUUGGCGUGGAGCAUGCUGUCUUGAAUCUGCCUAUCGGUGUGGACCCCAUGGGCGGCAUAUGGUCAAAUACGGCAUCCGACGCCCGGGCCGAUUUCCUUGGUCCCGCGGACAAGCAGUAUUCUGGUAUCGACAGACGCGAAGUUGUCAUCGACGACCGUACAUCUACACCACUAAAUAAUUUUUCCAGCAUCACAGAUCUUAUACAAUGGCGAGUGGCACGACAGCCGGAAGAGCUAGCCAUCUGCACCAUAGAUGGAAGAGGCAAAGAAGGGAAAGGCAUUACAUGGAAGAAGUUUGAUACAAAAGUGGCUGCGGUAGCUGUGUAUCUCCGUAACAAGGCAAAGAUACGGCCCCGCGAUCACGUCAUGCUCAUGUAUACACACUCCGAAGAGUACGUAUUUGCUGUUCACGCAUGCAUAAACCUCGGUGCUGUGAUCAUCCCCACUGCGCCCAUGGAUGAGCGACGACUAAACGAGGAUGUGCCUGCCUUCCUUCAUCUCAUCAACGAUUAUGGCGUUAAGGCUGUUCUGGUCAACAGUGAGGUAGAUCACCUGCUCAAGUCAAAAGCCGUCUCCCAGCACGUCAAACAAUCAGCUCAAUUCCUCAAGAUUAGCGUCCCCAACGUAUACAACACCACCAAACCCCCGAAGCAAAACAAUGGACUUCGUGACCUCGGUAUCACUAUAGAUCCUGCCUGGAUCCAGCCUGGAUAUCCGGUAAUUAUAUGGGCGUACUGGACACCAGACCAACGCAGGAUAUCUGUGCAGCUUGGCCACGACACAAUACUGGGGAUGUGCAAGGUUCAAAAGGAAACCUGUCAGAUGACAAGCUCCAGACCAGUCCUCGGCUGCGUCAGAAGCACUUCGGGCUUGGGUUUUAUUCAUUCAUGUCUAAUGGGUAUCUACAUAGGUACACCUACCUACUUACUCUCGCCCGUAGAAUUUGCCCAAAGUCCUAUGUCACUCUUCUUAACCCUUAGUCGAUACAAGAUAAAGGAUACAUACGCGACACCACAGAUGCUCGACCAUGCCAUAAAUUCAAUGAUUGGCAAAGGUUUCACGAUGCAUGAGUUAAAGAACAUGAUGAUAUCAGCCGAGUCUAGGCCACGUGUCGACGUAUUCCAAAGGGUCAGAGUUCAUUUCGCGGCUACUGGCCUCGACAGGACGGCUAUAAAUACGGUUUACUCACAUGUACUAAACCCGAUGAUUGCAUCGCGAUCAUAUAUGUGUAUCGAGCCAAUUGAGCUUUACCUCGACCAGCGAGCUCUUCGUAGGGGGUUAAUUGUUCCUGUCGACCCCGAAGCAGAACCAAAAGGCCUAUGCCUCCAAGACUCCGGCAUGGUCCCUGUCUCGACACAAAUCGCCAUCGUCAACCCCGAAAGUCGACUUCUUUGCACCGAUGGGGAGUACGGUGAAAUCUGGGUCGACUCAGAAGCGUGCGUGAAAGCGUUCUAUGGGUCCAGAGAUCCCUUUGACGCUGAACGUUUUGAUGGCCGUACUAUCGAUGGCGACCCCAACAUCAGCUACGUCCGGACCGGUGAUCUAGGAUUCCUGCAUAACGUCAGUCGUCCAAUAGGACCGGGUGGGGCUCAAGUGGACAUGCAAGUCCUUUUCGUAUUAGGAAAUAUUGGCGAGACUUUCGAGAUUAACGGUUUAAGCCACUUCCCUAUGGAUAUAGAGGCCUCAGUUGAGAAAUCUCACCGAAACAUCGUACCCGGUGGCUGCGCUGUCUUCCAAGCGGGUGGUCUCGUCGUCGUCCUUGUCGAAGUAUCACGCAAGGCGUAUCUCGCGUCUAUCGUUCCAGUUAUCGUGAACGCUAUCCUAAAUGAACACCAGAUAGUUAUUGACAUAGUUGCCUUUGUGAACAAGGGUGACUUCCCUCGCAGCCGUCUCGGCGAGAAGCAACGUGGCAAGAUCCUAGCUAGUUGGGUUACUAGGAAAAUGCGCACAGUUGCUCAAUUCGCGAUCCGCGAUGCAGAUUCCGGUAGUGUGGAAGGUGGUGACGGCACAGGCGAAAACCACCGUGCUAGUGUGGGUAGUGUACGAAGCAGCAACGCACCGGGCGCUAGUUCGUUGAGGAACGUGGAACAUGCGCCACAGAUACUGGAACAGGAAGAGUUGGAUCACCAAAUGAAUAAGAUGUCAGCUCUUCCUCAACCAGCCGAACUUGCCGCUUAUAAUGAGAGAUAUAUGACUGCGACGCCGACCAUGGACAACUCUAUACCUCGACUAGGUACAAACAGUGGCCGCGAGUACGCCAACAUUAACCAAUACGGCGUCGGCGUUGCUGGGCCUUCAAGACAACAACAACCUCUUCCCCCACAGAUCCGCCUUCCCAGUGUUGACGGGCGCGAAAUGCCGAGUGACGAUAUGUGGGCUCACGAGGUCGGAGGCAUGGGUCACGGACAACCUUCGGUUGAGGAGGACGAAUGGCAACGCGAUGCCCUCAUGCACAUGAACUUAGCAGGUCAAAUGCCGAGGCAGGACUAGUGGUCUACUGCUUUGGAGCGGAGGGCUUUUUAUAUAGGGGUAAGAGGCAACGCCGCGCGAGACCAUACCUCGGUUCGACAGCCUCGAUGAUUUGAUGUGUGACUUAGGUAAUUAAACAGGCGUUGGAGUCGUACUUGGUAUAUUUUAAAUGGGCUGCUUGUUCAGUUUUUAUUGUUGUUAUUGUUAUCGUUACUUGAUUCCAAUCAUGGGGUCAGGAUAAUUAUGCUUUGUGUUUUUUAAAAACAGCGUCGAGUCAAAAUGUCUUUUUUUUUUCCCUGUGCUGUGUUGAGAUUUGUGGUGUGGAAGCGUUUUAAAUAGCGCAUUUCGUGUGUACCGCGAAAAGUUGAGAGGAGGCUGUGGUGGUUGAAAUAUUGAUAUCCUGAUUAAGUCAUUUAUGAUGCAUUGCAUUGGGUUUAGUUUGUAUUUACGUGAUAAGAUCGCAAGUAUUGUUUGAUAUUCGUAUUUUGAGUAUUCAUCUGACUUCAUUGCCUUAUUUUGCGAAGCAUUUUCGUUGCUAGAACUCUUGCAAAACUGAUUCUCUUUACUCAAAGAUGAGUGCAUUAAAAUACGUUUAGAGCGGACAUAGACCAAUCACUUACUGAUCCUGUUUUACUUUCAUAGACAUAGAUAGAAUAUAG
This is a messenger RNA of Hypoxylon trugodes, 6725 nucleotides long. RefSeq names its product acetyl-CoA synthetase-like protein. Gene Ontology annotation, cellular component: cytosol. The transcript has 4 exons. Lineage: Eukaryota; Fungi; Ascomycota; Sordariomycetes; Xylariales; Hypoxylaceae. The record is from RefSeq and is a predicted model, not a curated record. The coding region runs from base 634 to 6087 and encodes 1817 amino acids.